CUUGAGGGAGGAGAAGCAAGAGGGAAGGACCAAGAUCUGUUUAUCUUGUGAGGGUCCCCCGCCCAGACAUCUUCAUCCUCUUCGCCGAUCAAACUGUCACUGGUUUCCCACAAAGCUUUCUCUGAAUAUCAGACGACAAGAUGGAAUUGGCCGCGACGGAGUUGCCGUCGUCCCUGUCGUCCAAUCAGACAUCACAAAGCUGCGCCGUCGAGUCAGGAAUGGAGAACGUCCUAUUUGGGACCUUGUACAUCCUGGUCUUCCUUGUAGCACUGAAUGGCAACAGCCUGGCACUCUGGAUCUUCUCCCACCAGCGCGGGACGUCCUCCCCCGCCAACAUCUUUCUGACCCACCUAGCCGUGGCUGACCUGUCCUACGUGAUCAUCCUUCCCCUGAGGGCCACAUACCACCUCACCGGGGGCCACUGGCCCUUUGGUGAAGUGCCAUGCCGGUUGGCUGGCUUCCUGUUUUACGUCAACAUGUACGCCAGCUUGUACUUCCUGGCGUGUGUCGCGGGAGACCGCUACCUGGCAGUCGUCCACGCAGUCCGGUCGCUGAAGAUGCGGCGUACUCGCUAUGCCCACAUCAUCAGUUUCAGUUUGUGGGUGCUGGUCACAGUCUCCAUGGCACCCUUACUGGUGACCCACCAGACACGGGAGGUGGACGGCACAACAGUGUGCUUGCAGCUCUACCGAGAGAAAGCGUCUUACAAGGCGCUGAUUUCUCUCGCCGUCGCAUUUACGCCGCCCUUCAUGGCCACGCUGGCAUUUUACCUGCUUAUCAUCCGUAGCUUGCACCGGGGGUCCCGGCUGGAGCCCACCCUCAAAUUGAGGGCCCUGCGCACCAUCGGCCUUGUCAUGCUUAUCUACGUGGUGUGCUUCCUACCUUACCACGCCAGUCGGGCCACCUUCAUCCUGGGCCACGGCCAUCCAGAUGCGUCGUGUCAGACGCGCCGAGGCCUGAGCCUGGCCAACCGCCUCACAUCGCUCCUGACGUGCCUCAACGGCGCCAUGGACCCGCUCAUCUAUCUCUUCGGUGCAGAAAAGUUCCGUAGCACUUUGAUGCGACUGCUGUGCAAAGACAAGGCGGCGGGAGGAUCUGCGGCUACUAGUGGGGAAUUGAAAGGGACCCACGAGAGUUCUGUGAGCGCCAAGUCGGAGUUUUGAACUGGAUGUCAAUCUGCUAAAAGAAUCCAAAACAUUCUUCGCCUAAUCUUGCGGCCAUUUUAUAUAUGUGACUUCCAUGAGGUAAAACUCCCCCAAAAUAAAGUGAAAAGAUGUUUUACACAGAGAUUCUGAAGAGAAAAUAUUGUCAGAAAGCUCUUCAACAAUGCCCAUCAUCUUUUUUCUGUGUUAAAAGGUCAACAUAGAAUGUCGUAAAUGUAUAUUUUGUCGUGUUUCUUGUUGAACUACCUACCCGAGACAAAUUCCUUGUGUGUUUUACUAUAUUUGGUCAAUUAAAAGGGUUCUGAGAGCUUUUCAAAUACUGUACAAUAUAACAAAACAUGAACAAUAAUCAAAGCAGGCUACAACCAUUUUAGCAUCUAGCUCAAAGUUUGGUUGAGUCCCAGUACAAAAAGACUAAAAAAGGAAAAAAACAACAAAAAACACCUCCUAAUUGAGCAUUUUCACAUAUCAAUAUACAAUAUUUCAUCACAGUUUGAUACCAAUACCAUGUUUAUUUGUGGUUGACAAAUCAUCAUUGUAAAUAUGAUUAUUUUCUACUGUUAACCCAAUUUGUAUAGAUUGUCAGUAUUGGUGGGGGAAAUGUUUUGGGGCUUUUUGUGCCAGUUCCACUGAGAUUUUGUUUAGCUUUUUGACCUGUCAUUGCGCCACACAGCAGCAAACACAGACUGGCCAAUCAGAGUGUCGGGCAGAACAAAUGCCACUGAAUUCAAAAUGGGUACAAAACUGGGAUGCAUUUUCCUUAAAAUACUAUAUGAAACAAUUUUCUUCUUAAAAUAUACAAAUUAUUUGCUGGAAUUAUGCUACUUUUUUGUUGAAAAUACAAAAAGAUUCCAUUGAAACGAUACAGCUUUUUUUCUUUAAAAUAUACAAAACGUGUGAUAUUUUUUUCCCUCAAAAAUCGUUUUUUCUUAAAAUGUUAUUUUUUUUCUUGAAAAGACAAAAUAGAAAAAUGUUGCAUCAUCUUUCUCCAAGGUACAAGGAUUUUUGUUUUACUUAAAAACAUACUUUUUUCUUCAAAUAUACAACUGAAAGAUAAACAAAUAUCCCUCAAAAAUACAUGAUUUUUUUCCUUUACACAAUGUAUUCUAAAAACUUUUAUCCUCCUAGGAUUACACAUGUAUUUUUGUAACAAUACAUCUUUUCCAUGAAAAAUAUCUAACUUUUCUCUCAACUGUACCACAUUUAUCUCAAAUACACGUACCUAACCCUCCAAAAAAUGUCUUAUCUCUCCAAAUUAUGGCAUUUUCUCAUCUAAAAUAAACUACAUGUUUUUCUCUCAUAUAUUUUUUUGGUAAAAAAUAUACAAUUUCCCUAACAUUCCAACAUUAAUCCCUUAGUGACAUUUUUUUCUCAUCAACAUGGCCCCACUUGUAUUAUUUGUAAAAUAACCAUACGCUAUUUUGAAUAUAUUAAGCCAACUGCUAUGGCUAAGGCCAGCUGUGCUAACAGAAUGACAUUUUUGUAGUCUUAUUGCUUUUGUGCUUUCAAAUGAUCCUAAAGAAAGUACUCGGAAU
Molecule: messenger RNA, 2698 nt
Organism: Syngnathoides biaculeatus (alligator pipefish)
Lineage: Eukaryota; Metazoa; Chordata; Actinopteri; Syngnathiformes; Syngnathidae
Gene: gpr17
Product: G protein-coupled receptor 17
Exons: 2
Coding region: 141-1163 (340 amino acids)
Biological process (GO): phospholipase C-activating G protein-coupled receptor signaling pathway; positive regulation of Rho protein signal transduction
Cellular component (GO): membrane
Molecular function (GO): G protein-coupled receptor activity
Source: RefSeq, a predicted model, not a curated record